AUGGCCCCUCCUAAGAUCUUCUCGCUCGAUGGCAAAAGCCUCAAGCUCGACACUGCGGAGGAUAUCGAGGCUCACAUUAAGCCUUUGACUGAGAGCACUGACUACACUGAGAUUCAUUUCGGUGGAAACACCCUCGGAAUUGGUGCCUCCGAGCGCCUCGCUGCCGUUCUCGCAACCCAGAAGAACCUCGAAGUCGCCGACUUGGCCGAUAUCUUCACCUCCCGUCUCCUGUCGGAAAUCCCUCCCGCCCUCAAGGCUCUUCUCGACGCCAUCCUUGAGAUCCCGACUGCCCACACGAUCAACCUUUCCGACAAUGCUUUUGGUCUCAACACCCAGGCCCCCCUUGUCGAUUUCCUGUCCAAGCACACCCCUCUCCGCCACCUCAUCCUGAACAACAAUGGUUUGGGUCCCGCUGCCGGAACUCUGAUUGCCGAUGCCCUCAGCAAGCUCGCCGAGCGUAAGGAGGAGGCUCGCAAGGAAGGCAAGGAGGUUGCUGCUCUGGAGAGCAUUGUUUGCGGUCGCAACCGUCUGGAGAACGGCAGUAUGGAGGCUUGGGCUCGUGCCUACCAGAAGCACGCCGCUGGCUUGAAGUCUGUCAAGAUGACCCAGAACGGUAUCCGCCAGGAGGGUAUUGCGCACCUGUUGAAGAACGGUCUAUCCCACGCCCAGGGCUUGGAGGUUUUGGAUUUGCAGGACAACACUUUCACUGUUAUGGGAUCCGCUGCCCUCGCUAGCGUUUUGCAAGGCUGGGCCUCUCUGCGUGAGCUGGCCGUCGGUGAUUGUUUGCUCUCUGCCCGCGGUGGUGUGAAGGUCGCCCAGGCUCUCGCUGCCAAUAAGAACCAAAAGCUGCAGAUCCUGCGUCUCCAGUACAACGAGAUGAAGGCUGACAGUGUCAAGGCUUUCACUCACGCUGCCAAGACCGCUCUCCCCAGUCUGCGCCGUGUCGAGCUGAACGGAAACAUCUUCUCUGAUGAAGACGUGAACAUCACUGCCCUCAAGGAGCUCCUGGAGGCCCGCCAGGAAGAGCACGGCACCGACGAGGACCCCGAGGAUACAUGGGGUGUCGAUGAGCUGGAUGAGCUUGAGUCUGAGGAUGAGGAUGAGGAGGAAGAAGCCGAAGAGGAAGAGGAGGAGGAAGAGGAGGAGGCCAAGGCCGAGAAGGACCUCAAGGAUGCUGAUCUUGCUGAGGAGGAGGAGGUUGCUCAGAAGUCGGACAAGGAUGUCGAUGCCUUGGCUGACGUCCUGGGCAAGACUGGCAUCUAG
Molecule: messenger RNA, 1263 nt
Organism: Penicillium verhagenii
Lineage: Eukaryota; Fungi; Ascomycota; Eurotiomycetes; Eurotiales; Aspergillaceae
Product: GTPase-activating protein RNA1
Exons: 1
Coding region: 1-1263 (420 amino acids)
Biological process (GO): nucleocytoplasmic transport; activation of GTPase activity
Cellular component (GO): perinuclear region of cytoplasm; nucleus; cytosol
Molecular function (GO): small GTPase binding; GTPase activator activity
Source: RefSeq, a predicted model, not a curated record